UCAAGUUUUGUUUCAUCAAGGUUAAUCGUAUAAAAGGAAACGUUCAUUUUGCAGAUGUGGUUAUCUGAUAUGAUAAAACAACAACUGCAACUGCAGUUGACAAUCAUUUGUAUAUCGCAUCUAAUCAAAUUAGUUUUAUCUUUAUCAUCAAAAAUACUAUCUUCUUGAUAGUCUGAUAAGUAUUUAAAGUCUGUCAAAGUUAAUAAAUGUUAUCGUGUACAAACGAGAGAUUCUCGCUCAGAUAGUUGCAGGUCAUCGAGUGAUGUAAAUAGAUAUUCUAUAUAACAUGGCUACACGCAAGCAUGGAGCAGAUGAUAAUUUUAGUAAUAAAGAUCAAACGAAGAAGGUAAACCUAGACACAAUUCUUAUCGAAGACAUUGGACAGUUCGGGAUGUACCAGUUCCGGAUAUUGUUAUUAACAGUUGUAUUCGUUAUAUUGACAGCCUUUUCUGCUAUGGAGUUCGUAUUUACUACGGCCAGAAUUAAUACAAGAUGCCUCAUUCCGGAGUGCGAGGAUAUAGAAGAAGCAGAUUUUUUACCUUCAUGGAUUUCAAACGCAGUUCCGGGCACAGACAGUUCAGUAGAUGCCUGCCACCGGUACGACUCUCUGAACAUCAACACAAGCAUCGCCGAGUGCCCCGCGGAGUGGUUCGAUCGACACGUGAUCGUCAAAUGUUCCAAUUAUGUGUAUGAAAACUCGGAUACUGUAGUCCAUCAUUUUGGAUUAGCAUGCAAUGAAUGGGGACGGACAAUUAUCGGGUCAGUUCAAACCUUCGGAGGUCUCGUGUCUUUGCCCAUCACGGGCUUCAUCUCCGACCACUGGGGCCGGCGCUUCGCCCUCAGCUGGAACGCUAUCAACAUCGCGUGGCUCGGCAUCGUGCGCUACUGGAUCGACAACUACUACUGGUUCAUUGCUGUUGAGAUCAUCAAGGCCGUGCUCGGUGCUGGUGGCUUCUCUUGCGCUUAUAUCUUAGUAAUGGAAUUAGUCGGGCCCAAGUAUAGAGUUCCCGCAGGGGCAACAAUAAACACAUUUUUCUCGGUCGGACAAAUUAUUUUGAGUCUCAUCGCGUGGAGAGUACCUUACUGGAAGAAUUUGAUCCUCGCCCUGUACAUUCCACAAUUUAUAUUUAUUUCCUACUUUUGGAUCAUGUCGGAAUCGGUGCGAUGGUAUAUGAGCAAGGGUCGGUAUGAUAAAGCAGAAGAGUUCCUCAAAAACGUCGCCCGAGUGAAUAGGCGUGAAUUGUCAGAGAAAUCGAUACAAUUAUUAAAAGAAAGCGCUGAAUCUGAAAAGGUACAAGCAUCUAGAGAUUCGUCAGCACGAGAGCCUUGGCUAGCUGCACUAGUGUUCCGGCAUAAAGUGAUCCUCAGACGAUGCUGCGUGUCUCCCGUCUGGUGGGUAGCGAGCGCCCUCAUCUACUACGGCAUGUCCAUCAACGCUGUGGACUUGGUCGGGAACCGGUACAUCAACUACGUGGCCGUGGCCGCGGCAGAGAUACCCGGCUACUGGCUGGCUGUGCUGCUGAUGGACAGAAUCGGCAGGAAGCCUGUCCUCGUUGGCGCUUAUUGGACGUGCGCUGCCUGUCAACUGGCUUACAUUUUCACACCUGCUGAUUUCCACGGAGCCAUUUUGUCGACGUAUCUGAUCGGCAAGCUGAGUAUAGCGAUCGUGAUGAUGUCGCUGUACAUCUACACGGCGGAGAUCUACCCCACCAAGUACCGCCACAGCCUGCUGGCCUUCUCCUCCAUGAUCGGCAGGAUCGGCUCCAUCGUCGCGCCGCUCACACCUGCUUUAGGAGCCUCGAUUUGGCAGUACUUCCCUUCCACGCUGUUCUGUGUGUUCGCGCUAGUGGCCGGCGCGCUGGUGUUCCUCGCGCCGGAGACUCUGGGCACCAGGCUGCCCGACACCAUGGAGGAGGCUUCUGUCAUUGGUGUUCAAAGAAAAACUCAUUAAUCCGGACUGUAUUUAAAAUUGUGAUUAAGUACUUUAAUUAUAAGUUGUACAAAAACUUUGUGUUGAU
Molecule: messenger RNA, 2018 nt
Organism: Bicyclus anynana (squinting bush brown)
Lineage: Eukaryota; Metazoa; Arthropoda; Insecta; Lepidoptera; Nymphalidae
Product: organic cation transporter protein-like
Exons: 6
Coding region: 287-1951 (554 amino acids)
Biological process (GO): transmembrane transport
Cellular component (GO): membrane
Molecular function (GO): transmembrane transporter activity
Source: RefSeq, a predicted model, not a curated record